This is a messenger RNA of Gossypium raimondii (Peruvian cotton), 1243 nucleotides long. RefSeq names its product zingipain-2. Gene Ontology annotation, molecular function: cysteine-type endopeptidase activity. Gene Ontology annotation, cellular component: lysosome. The record is from RefSeq and is a predicted model, not a curated record. The transcript has 2 exons. Lineage: Eukaryota; Viridiplantae; Streptophyta; Magnoliopsida; Malvales; Malvaceae. Bases 42 to 1067 code for a protein of 341 amino acids.
UCUGCUUCUUCACAUCAGCUGUAAGGCCUGACCAUUGAGCAAUGGCUUUCGCACUCAAAACUAAGUUUCUUAUUUUCAUGUUGACUGUUUCUGGGGCUCUGGCAUCUGCCAUGUCCCGCAUAUUGGAUGAAGCCUUCGUUGCUGAGAAAUACAAGCAAUGGAUGGUUGAGCAUGGACGAACCUAUGAGAUGCAGGAAGAGGAGACUAUGCGUUUUCAGAUAUUCAAAAACAAUCUGGAAUUCAUAGAAAACUUCAAUAAAAUGGGGAAUCAAACUUAUAAGUUAAGUACCAAUGAAUUUGCUGACUUAACCAAUGAAGAAUUCCUAACGAACCUUGCUGGAUACAUGUUCUCUUCUAAAAAUGUUUCACAUAAAAUUAAAAGGUUUCGAUAUGAAAACCUGAUUAAUGUCCCGGAUAGCAUCGACUGGAGGAAGAAAGGGGCUGUCACUGAGAUCAAGGACCAAGGUUCUUGUGCAAGUUGCUGGGCAUUCUCAACUGUCGCAGCUGUAGAAGGCGUCAUAAAGAUUAAAACUGGAAAGUUGGUCUCGCUCUCCGAGCAACAACUGGUGGAUUGCGCCAGGACCGAAAGUACCCGAGGCUGCGAUGCCGGUUGGAUGGACGACGGAUUCGAAUACAUUGGUAGAAACCAGGGUCUCGCCAAGGAAUCAAAAUACCCAUACACCGGAAAGGACGGGAAAUGCAGCCGUCGAAAAGAAACUUUCAGAGCUGCGCAGAUCACUGGAUACGAAGAUGUACCUCGCGACAAUGAAGAAGCUCUCUUAAAGGCCGCAAGCCGGCAACCUGUUGCAGUGGCCCUUGAUUGCAGUGGAUAUGGAUUUCAGUUUUAUUCAGGAGGUGUUUAUGGAGGACCAUGCCGAACCAGGUUAAACCAUGCUGUUAGUGUCGUAGGGUAUGGAGCAAGUGAAGAUGGGAUUAAGUACUGGUUAUUGAAGAACUCAUGGGGCAAAUCCUGGGGUGAAAGUGGUUACAUGAGGAUCAAGAGAGAUGUUCAUUCCAAAAAAGGUCUUUGUGGCAUUGCCAAGAAACCUUCCUAUCCAGUUGCAUGAAUAUUCCUGUGGAUCAGCACUCGUUCUUGUUGUUUCCUAUAUAUAUCUGUGUGUGUGUUUAUAUAUAAGAGGUAUAAUGUCCUGAGUGCUCUUAUCUAUAAAAAAUUAACCUCGUUGUGUGGCUGUUAUCAUGUAAAUUAGCUUUUCCAAACAUAUAAAUAAAUUGGUAUUAUGGA